Messenger RNA from Tripterygium wilfordii, 2227 nucleotides. RefSeq lists its product as uncharacterized. The transcript has 9 exons. Lineage: Eukaryota; Viridiplantae; Streptophyta; Magnoliopsida; Celastrales; Celastraceae. The record is from RefSeq and is a predicted model, not a curated record. Bases 399 to 2117 code for a protein of 572 amino acids.
AAUACCAAGAAAAAACAGAGUUAGGUUUGUGAUUGAGGGCAUUGAAGUUGAUAAUACAAAUCGAUUAAAGUAAAUCCACUUUCACUGACAAAGCAUGGCAAAGUGCGUGCUUCCUCCAUUAAUGGUGGCGUGGAAUGACGUAUUGACUGCUUACUUUAUGCCCUGAAAGCAAACAAACAAAACUGCAACAACUGCCUCGCUCUCUCUCUCUCUCUCUCUCUUUCUGGUUUCCUAUAUUUGGCUCCAAGCAUCUCGGGGUGAUUGAUUUUUGGUUGGUGUCUCGGGUGCUGUUCCCCCUUUUCUUUUGUCAUAUUAUUUGCACACAUGUUGUGAAUUUCUCUCUUCUUCUUGCUUGGUUCAUAUAAAUCGGUCUAUGUUUAUAGUGAUUUUCUAUUUCUAUGAUAAUCUCUCUUAUGGGCAAUUCAAACAAUCUGCAAGACUGUUUGAAUCUCCUCUAUGUGGUGUUCGCCUUCUGCUCUGCUCUCUUUCUGGGUGGCCUUAAAGCUGUGACUGUAGGUCCCAUUGCCGGGCUGAUACUGAUAAUAGGGAAUGUUGGAAUCAUUCUUGGGUUGUUUCCUGCUCAUGUCUAUUGGACAGUCUACACCCUUGUAAAGACUAAUGGAUUUGAUGAACCACUUAAAGUUGCAAUCCUUCUUGCCUUGCCUGCUUUAUUUGGAAUUUGGUUGGGUUUAAGCAUUGCUGGGAGCGUUCUUGUGGGAGUUGGUUAUGGAUUCUUCACUCCUUGGGUUUCUGCUUUUGAGGCCUUUAGACAUGAUGAUGAAUCAAAGAGAUUCAUCCACUGUAUUGUGGAUGGAACAUGGGAGACAGUUAAAGGAAGUUGCACUGUAGUGAGGGACUUUGCAGAUAUAUGUUAUAGUUCAUACCCUCAAUACUUAAAGGAGCUACGUGAGUCCCCUGCUUCUAAUGAGCUCCAACCUCUCAGGUUAGUUCAUGUGCCUGGUUGCAUCAUGAUUGGAAUAAUGGGACUAAUUGUGGAUGUUCCUCUUUAUACUGCAAUUGCUGUGGUUAAGAGUCCAUAUAUGCUAUUCAAGGGUUGGUUUCGCCUGAUACAUGAUCUGCUUAGCCGAGAAGGUCCAUUCCUUGAGACGGCUUGCAUCCCAAUUGCUGGUUUGACAAUUCUCUUAUGGCCAAUUGUUGUUGUUGGGAGCAUCAUAGUGGCUAUAUUCUCCAGCGUCUUCAUCGGAUUGUAUGGAUCAGUUAUAGUCUAUCAGGAGAGAUCUUUCCGGAGAGGCUUUGCAUAUGUUAUUACAAUGGUUGCAGAAUUUGAUGAAUAUACAAAUGACUGGCUCUAUUUAAGAGAGGGGACUGUCCUUCCUAGGCCUCGCUAUCGAAAGAAAAAGGUCUCUGGAUCAUCUGAGUUUUCAGUUGAAGGAAAACAUAGUGCUGGAAGCAGAACCGGUUCUGCUUCUGCUGAAGCACCUGCAAUGCUCAUGCCAAGCUUAGCUCACUCGAGAUCAGUUAGAGAGGCAAUACAAGAAGUGAAAAUGGUGCAGAUAUGGGAAAGUAUGAUGAGCACCUGUGAGAUGAGGGGCAAGGAACUAUUGGACACCAGUGUAAUAACACCUGCUGACCUCUAUGAAUGGUUAAAAGCGAAAGAUGGCAACGAUUCAGCGAUUGUAGGAGUUGGGUUACCUUGUUAUUCACUCUUUCAGACACUCCUCUACUCCAUCAAAGUUUCUUCUAAUGGUUUGCUGCUACUUGAUGCUGUUGAAGUAACUUACUUCAACAGACCGAAAGACAAACUGCUGGACUGGUUUUUUAAUCCGGUAAUGGUCCUAAAGGAACAGAUUCGGGCAAUAAAAUUGGGAGACGACGAGGUAAGAUUCUUGGAGAAAGUGAUUCUCUUUGGCAGCAACACACGGCGCAUGGAGGGUUGGGACAAUGGAAGUUUAUUACCUCAAGAUCCUCUUAGAGCUGCACAAAUCCAGGGUAUCAGUAGAAGGAUGAUUGGCAUGGUUAGAAGUGUAUCGAAGCUCCCGACAUAUCGGAGGAGGUUUCGCCAAGUUGUGAAGACUAUAAUCUCAUACUCCGUGGAGAAGGAGGUUCCACACAGAUCCAGUUCCAUGAGAUCAGUUGCCUCCAUUGAGAGUGUGUAGGAGAGAUUCAAUUUAGAGUUAUUUUGCUUGUAUAUAUAGAAUCGUUUACAUUGUUAUUUAUAGAGUUAUACGUUGCUUUUUAUUUAGUAUCAUGGCGCAGCUUGGGUCAA